AUUAAGACCGGUGUACAAGAACCAGCGACAAGCAUUAACGCGUGUACAAUGUGUGUUUCGCACACUGCAUGCACUGUGUACAACUAAACUGUAUGUUGUGCAUGGCCCUUCCGGUAUUUGGGCGAAAAAAAGCCGACUGAGUUAAUCGCAGCGGUCUCAAAAAAGUGGUUUUCCUGUGGUCAUUACAGGAAAAUGGCCUCUAGAAAUGAAUUGAUUGGGAAAGCAGAAGAUAUAGCUGAUCAGGUACUAAGACGCAGCAAGCACGUCUUGCCCCAUGUAGCCAGACUAUGUCUCAUCAGCACUUUCCUGGAGGAUGGCAUUCGUAUGUGGUUCCAGUGGGGUGAACAGCGAGAUUACAUAGCCCAGACAUGGGGCUGUGGCACAAUUAUCAGUACCUUAUUUGUGUUGAUCAACCUGGUUGGGCAGCUGACUGGCUGUGUGAUGGUGCUAAGCAGGCUCAAAGUACCAGUUGCAUGCGGUCUCCUGUUUGCCAUCAUUGCUUUGCAGACCGUUGCUUACAGUAUUUUAUGGGACCUGAAGUUCCUGAUGAGAAACCUGGCUUUGUCAGGUGGUAUCAUCCUCCUCCUGGCUGAGUCCCGCACCGAAGGCAAGAGCCUGUUUGCCGGCGUCCCCACCAUGGGUCAGAACAAGCCCAAGACCUACAUGCAGCUCAGCGGCAGGAUACUCCUAGUCCUCAUGUUCAUGACCCUGCUCCGCUUCGAGAUGUCCUUCGUCCAGAUGGCGCAGAACCUCAUCGGUUCCGCUCUCAUCAUCCUGGUGGCUGUUGGCUUCAAGACCAAGCUGUGUGCGCUGGUACUCGUGCUGUGGCUGACGGUGAUCAACUUCUACUACAACGCCUGGUGGCACAUCCCCAGCUACCGCCCCAUGCGCGACUUCCUCAAGUACGACUUCUUCCAGACCUUCUCGGUCAUCGGGGGUUUGCUUCUGGUUGUGGCGUUGGGACCGGGAGGGGUCAGCAUGGAUGAGCAUAAAAAGGACUGGUAGUCUGGGUAUUCAUAGCCUUGUAACGGUUUUGGCCUCCCCUCCAUUUUAUGCAGUUCUUUCCCUUGUAUCUGCUGAAACAGGGUUUGCCAGUGUAAGGCCAUGUCCGAUCUCUUGUCUAGAGCUAUUUCCGCGCCUUGGCUGGUUGCAGCUACCAUAUGUUGGCACAUGAUGACAAUUGACUGAUCUAUGCAUGAACAAUCUAAGGCAGUUUGAGACCACUUUCAAGAACCACAUUGGGAGAGACACACUGUUUGCAUACUUCGCAUGGCUUAUUUUAUUUUUCCUUUCACUUGAACGCCAGGCGUACGUCAAGAAUGUGUGUUCAAGAGUUUCUCCUAGUGGUCCCUCAAAAGUCGCUCUUUGUAACCAUUCAGGGGUACAUGUACUUGUGCUCCGUGUCUAUAUAUACGCAACCAUACAUUUUAGCUCUAGGCAACCAUUAUGGACAUGGCCUUUAGGUGUAUAUCACCAAAAAAUUAUGCUAUACAAAAAAAAAGCUUUCUUGUUUAUUCCGAAUCUGAAAGAUGAGGAAAUAUUUCGCCUUGUGCUGUCUUCGUAACUCAUCCUUGUUUGGAAUAGUUUAAACCUUAGAGUAGCAAAUAUUCUGCUAUAAUUGAAUGCAAACAAGUUUGUUGGCUUAGUUAACGUUUAUCAUUGCUUCAUCAAUUCUGUACAUAACUACACAAAAAUGAACAAUUAUUUUGCCAAUAUUUAAUGUGAAACAGAAAAACCAAUACACUUAAAAAAAAUUAAAUAGGUUUGAAAUUCUUUGGCUGCAAGUUAUUACAUUACUGUCCAGUUACAACCAGUAGGUCAGAAAAAUCAAUGUGAAUACUUCACAGUUGAUAUGCUUUGUAACAUAGGUAAAAAACAAAAACAAGAAUGGGUGCUGAUAAUUAAAGUUAAAUUUAAGGUUUGGUUUUAAACGUUAUUUUUGUUUUGUUUUUCAUUCUUCCCUACCACCUUCAGAGUUUGGUUGUAUCCUAAUGCCGGUUACUUCUCGUAUGUGUAGUUAGAUUUUAUUGGUUGUUGGCCUUUUUUUCCUUUUGUCGUCUUUUUAAUGUUUUCUCUGGAAAGCUGUGAUGAUGUCAUGAUAGUUCCUCAUUUGUGCAUCCACAUUAUUGCAUGUCUAAGAGAUAACUGUAUUGUCAAGUUAGGCAUUCCGAGGGUGGUAGAUAUAAUUGAAAUUCAAUUUUGUCAUCUUAAUUUUAUUAACAAGAUGCCAAAAACAAAUAAAACAAUACCCCAGUAAAAAAAAACACUAUUAAUGAUAGCUGACAUGUUUAACUUGUUCUCUAAUAAUUGGGCAAAUAAUCGUUUUUUAUUGUGUUCCUAAUUUUUUUUAACCAACAUUUUGGCUCUGCAUCUCAUUGUGCAAGCAUAGGCAAACUAGAAUGAGUCGUAAAAAUGUACAAAUGUUCAACUAACAGAUUUUUUUCCACUUGUGUAGCUGUAUGUUACUGUACUAGGUAUAAUUUUUGAACCCCCAAGUUUACAAGUGUGUUUAUAAAUACGUGCCUGAGAAUUUGUGUAUUAAAGUUUUGUUGAGAAUUAGAAACAUCCGAACGCACUCUGACCGAUAUGUAAAAUAUACAUGUAUGCCUUUUCAUAACAUUUUAUCUUUCAUUCACUCAUGAAAUAUGGUGUUAACUGGAGACCUAAAAGUGUUGAGAAAAACAAUUUUUUCUUUGAAAUAGCUUUUUUUUUAAGCUAUUUUCAGAUUGUACAAUUACGUGGCUUUUCACAUGAACAUGUAAAACCCUGACCUAUUUUAUUCUCAAAUUGUAUACAAUUUGUGUAUGUUACAACUUACAACCACUUCAGUUAUUUAAAAAAAAUGUAUUUUACAUAAAGAGGUGCUUUAUGUUAAAACAAAAUGAGAAAUUGAAUGAAAAUCUUUGCAUACUUGUAUCUACAUGAGAAAUGAACACUCCCUCUAUGGGCAAUUGUGCAUAGUUUUCAUAAAUUUCCUUUUUUUUAAAUUUUGCUUGAUGUAUUUUUUAGAAAACAUUUAGUUGUUUUCCUUCAAAAUGUCAUGUAAUAUCCAAUUAAUGAUCCAAUACCAGGAUUAGGCUACUUGUAAAUCCCCUGUACACUGUAUUAAAGACAAUUUCAAGUGGAUGUUUACAACAAA
This is a messenger RNA of Patiria miniata (bat star), 3139 nucleotides long. RefSeq names its product surfeit locus protein 4-like (gene surf4). The transcript has 5 exons. The record is from RefSeq and is a predicted model, not a curated record. The coding region runs from base 193 to 1005 and encodes 270 amino acids. Gene Ontology annotation, biological process: Golgi organization. NCBI's taxonomy places the organism in Eukaryota, Metazoa, Echinodermata, Asteroidea, Valvatida, Asterinidae. Gene Ontology annotation, cellular component: endoplasmic reticulum; membrane; endoplasmic reticulum-Golgi intermediate compartment.